AUGGACACCUCACCAGCAACAUCCUCACAAGAUGUGAUUGAAACAGGGAAAAGGACUCAGGAUGCUAUGCAGACCGACUCUGGACCCGACAAUUCCGCUCUCAAGAGCUAUCUCACCAUUCUCUCCUAUGGGUCGCGUAACGGCGGCAUUGUAACUAUGGUGCUGGGCCUGCUGUGCGCCAUUGCAUCCGGAGUAGCGGUUCUCCUGAAGGCCCUGCCCUUGAUGAAUAUUGUGUUUGGCAAUCUCGCCGGUGAGUUCAAUGGAUACUUUGUACUCGGUACCGAGACCAGCGAGCAAGCCUUCAAGGCGUCCGUCAACAGGAACAGUCUCUAUAUCGUUUAUCUGUUCAUCGGCAAAUUCACCCUGACAUACAUCUCCAUGAUCUGCUUCCGAAUUAUAAGCCUUCGGGCUUCGGCAGCCCUGCGCCUCGAAUAUAUCCAAGCGCUCUUUGGGCAGCCAGUGCGCAAGCUGGACGAAACAUCCGUUGGCACCGUUGCAAACGCGAUUACGUCGCUCUCCAAUACCAUCCAGCAGAGCAUCUCAGAUAGACUGGCCAUUUUGUUUCAAUCUCUGGCGCUAUUGGUGGCCGCCUACGCCAUUGCCUUUCGCUAUUCCUGGGCGCUGACACUGGCCGUCAGUUCGGCGAUUCUCUUCGUCCUCCUUGCGUACAGUAUAACCGUCCCGAUGCUAGUCAAGGCGCACCAAUUGGUCGACAGGGCCGACGAGAAGCACGCAGCAAUCGCGGCCGAGGCGUUUGGCUCGAUUCGCACGGUUCUCUCCCUGGGGGCAGAGGUUCCCUUGUUGAACAAGUAUGUGGUCUGGGUCGAUGAGGCGCGAAAGCGAUCAAGCCGUCUGUGCCCAGUCACUGGGAUCCAUCUUGCCCUCCUGUUCUUUGCCAUGUAUUGCAGUUACGCGUUGGCCUUUUGGUUUGGCCUCAAGCUAUAUCGCCAAGGGGGCAUUGGCAACGUGAAUACUGUGAUUAUUGUAUUCUUCUCUGUUUUGCUUGUUGUUACGGUGCUUGGAGGAAUCGCCUCGCCGCUUAUGAGCAUCGUCAAGGCCACAAGUGCAUCCGGGCCCUUCUUUGAUAUGAUCAAGUCAAAGCGCAUCUCAACGCAGGGCUUGCGCAGUCCUACUGUAUCCAGUCAGUGUGACAUCGUCUUUGACUCUGUGACAUUCGCCUAUCCCACUCGACUGCAGACAACAGUGCUGAAGGGGUUCAGCGCCCGGUUCCGCAGUGGCAAGACAACGGCCAUGGUGGGCCCUUCCGGCUCUGGCAAAAGCACGAUCAUUGCUCUCAUUGAACGUUGGUAUGAGCUGGAAGAUUCAGCGGCUUCCCAUGGGAAGGGUCCAUCCCAAGGACGCAUUCUCAUAGAUGGGCGCAACAUCAACACACUCGAACUGAAGUGGUGGCGAACCCAGAUUGGUCUGGUCGAGCAGGAACCUGCGCUGUUUAAUGACACUGUCUACAAUAACGUGGCAGCUGGCCUGAUUGGAACACAAUGGGAGCAUGAGCCGGAGGCGAUGAAACUAGAGCUGGUUGUCACGGCUUGUCGCGAGGCCUUUGCGAAUGAGUUCAUAGAUAGGCUUCCUCUGGGUUACUCGACCAUUGUCGGUGAGGGCGGGAUCAACUUGAGUGGAGGGCAGCGCCAACGACUCGCCAUUGCGCGAAGCGUCAUUCGGCAGCCUACAGUCCUGAUCCUGGAUGAGGCGACCAGUUCGAUUGAUGUACGCGCGGAGCAAAUAGUCCAGGCUGCUCUGGAUCGGGUGUCCAAAGACAGAACGACCAUCAUGAUCGCACAUCGCCUGUCGACUGUGCGUGAAGCAGACCAUAUCGUAGUGGUCAAGGACGGAACUAACAUCGAGGAAGGAUCUCCGCAGGAUCUCAUGGAUCGGGGUGAAUUUUACCAUGGCCUCGUGCAUGCUCAAUACCUGCAGACUCUGUCGGACCCGGAACUACCUGCGAAACUUGAAGAGGAGAGCCCUCAUUUCUCCCAGAUGGAGCCACUCGAGUCUUCGACCUCGGAAACAGGGACUGGUGAAGAAGCGGCCGAUCGCGCCAGCAUUGAAGUUGUCAAGCGAGGGACUUUCCGUGCACUUUGGCAUCUUUUAUAUGAGCAAAGGGCCCUUUCCCCACUGUACAUGCUGACGAUACUGGGAGCGAUGGGAGCUGGAUCUGCAUUCGCGUUGCAAAGCUGGCUCUUUGCGAAGCUAGUUCAGGUGUUCCAAUUUACAGGCCAACAGCUGGUGGAUGCGGCCAAUUUCUGGUCACUGAUGUUCUUCAUCCUGGCCCUUGCAAUGGCAGUCUUUUACUUUGAUUUAGGCUUCAUUUCUACCCUGAUAUCAACUAACCUCGCGGCCACUUACCGGAAAGACUACUUUCGAAGCAUCAUGCAGAAGCCAAUCUCCUACUAUGACCAGAUGGAGAAUGCUUCAGGUACUCUGAUGUCCCGUCUCUCCACAGACCCUAAACAGCUCCAGGAACUGUUCGGGAUCAAUGGAAUCUUCCCUGUCAUCUCGAUAUUCAGUCUCAUUGGCUGCAUUGUCGUUUCUUUCUUCUUUGGCUGGAAAUUGGCCGCCGUGGCCUUCUUUGCUGCGUUGCCCUUUAUCUUACUGGCUGCGUACCUGCGCAUCCGGUAUGAGAUCCAGUUUGAAGGCAUGAAUGCAGCAGUUUACGCGAAUAGUUCUAGGUUUGCUACUGAGGCUAUCCAUGCCUUCCGGACAGUCUCAGCUUUGACAAUGGAGGACUCCAUUGUACAGAGAUACUCUGACUUAUUACAUCAACAACGAAGAAAGGCCAUGAGGAAGGCAUGGUAUGCUACGCUGAUCUUUGCAUUCUCUGAUAGUAUCGACCUAUGUGCAAUGGCCCUCACUUUCUGGUACGGAGGCCAGCUGCUUGCGUCGAGAGAAUACGGUCCCGUGGCAUUCUUCGUUGUGUACAUUGCCAUUGUACAAGGAGGCCAGUCAGCAGGUCAGUUCUUUAGUUUUGGGCCCAAUAUUGCGCAAGCCAUUGCUUCCAUUCGACGAAUUCUCGACACCCGGCCAUCCCCAACUGGGGUGAUUGAGGAGCUCUCUCCGUCGACACGGUCUCCUGUCUCCUCUCGAGCCGACGUUCAUUUUCGCAAUGUCACCUUCGUAUACCCUUCGCGCAACACGCCCAUCUUCCAGCGCCUCAAUGUGAGUAUCCAAAGCGGCCAGUUCGUCGCAUUCGUCGGCCCCUCGGGCUGCGGUAAAUCCACCCUCGUCUCGCUCUUGGAGCGAUUCUACGAGCCCACACAGGGAUCGGUAAUGGUGGGUGGACAGGAUAUUCGAUCUCUCGACUGUGCCUCUUACCGUCGAACCCUAUCGCUGGUCGCGCAGGAACCGAAGCUCUUUGAGGGAAGCAUUAAAGAGAACCUCUUGCUUGGGCUUGCCGCGGAUGACCCAGUUCCUGACGAGGAGCAAAUGGUCCAGGCCUGCAAACAGGCAGAGAUCCAUGAAUUUAUCUCUUCCCUCCCGGACGGCUACUCGACGGAGCUGGGUAUUAACGCCCAAGCGGCACUCAGUGGGGGACAGAAGCAGCGGCUGUGCAUCGCACGAGCGUUGAUUCGUAACCCCAGGCUGCUUCUCCUUGAUGAAGCAACGUCCAGUCUCGAUUCAACGUCCGAGAGGCUAAUCCAGGAUGCGAUGGAGUGUCUGGCUGGGAGAAAAACCAUGACUAUCAUCGCGGUUGCGCAUCGGCUGGCCACAGUGCAGAAAGCGGAUGUUAUAUUUGUCUUUGGAGAAGGGCAGGCAGGUCACGGGUCAAGAAUUGUCGAGCAAGGUACUCAUCAUGAAUUGGUACAGAAACGCCAGGUAUACUGGCAGAUGUGCCACGCUCAGGCGUUAGAUCAGUAG
Messenger RNA from Aspergillus pseudoviridinutans, 3873 nucleotides. RefSeq names its product ABC transporter ATP-binding protein. The record is from RefSeq and is a predicted model, not a curated record. The transcript is spliced from 10 exons. Gene Ontology annotation, biological process: transmembrane transport. Bases 1 to 3873 code for a protein of 1290 amino acids. Gene Ontology annotation, cellular component: membrane. Lineage: Eukaryota; Fungi; Ascomycota; Eurotiomycetes; Eurotiales; Aspergillaceae. Gene Ontology annotation, molecular function: ABC-type transporter activity; ATP binding; ATP hydrolysis activity.